This is a messenger RNA of Drosophila guanche, 2132 nucleotides long. It is a transcript of the gene dgt6, whose product is annotated as augmin complex subunit dgt6. Gene Ontology annotation, cellular component: mitotic spindle microtubule; HAUS complex. The transcript has 3 exons. Gene Ontology annotation, molecular function: microtubule binding. Bases 105 to 2099 code for a protein of 664 amino acids. The record is from RefSeq and is a predicted model, not a curated record. NCBI's taxonomy places the organism in Eukaryota, Metazoa, Arthropoda, Insecta, Diptera, Drosophilidae. Gene Ontology annotation, biological process: spindle assembly.
CGCAAAACUUCAAACAACAGCGGCAGGCACAAAAAAAAACCCAACAUUGGGGCCAUAUUGGAAAAUAAAUUAAUUAAACGAACCUGGGUGAAUGAAAAACGAGCAUGGACCGCACCGUAAUUGCACCUUGGAAGGCCGAGGAGAAGGAGCAAAGCGAGAGGCUGCACAAGAAGCUCCAGGGCCUGGCUUUGCUGUAUCCCAUGGGCGACGAAAUGCGGAAGCUGCUCUGCUGGGACAUGUUCCUCAAACCCAAUCAGGCGGCAUUCUUUCAGGUGAUGCACUAUCUGUUCCGCCUGCUGGAUCCAGUGGAGUUCAAGCGUCGCUUCUUCUGGCCAAUUACUGACAAAAAGGCGGAGGCCAAUUUCCGCUCCUGCACCGUGGAGUACCUGAAGCACUUGAACGAGAAGCAUCACCUGCAGUGGGCGAACAUAAAGUCCUAUUUGGUGGUGAUGCCUGGUGGCCAUAAGUUUAUAAACUUUCUGCUGGAAUUUGUAGGCUUUGUGGUCCAGGAACUGGUCAAGCAACGGGAAAAGGUUUUACUUGUGGACACGAGUCCGGCCCAUCUGCGGGAUUUGAAUGCCAAGGCAAUGGGCAGGCAGAAUGCUCUCCUCAAGGAGUAUGCAUCCUCGUAUGUGGAGGAGCUGGAACGUAAUUCGACUCAGCUGCGAGAGAGUACAGAAAAGAUAAAGCACAUUCUGGCUGAGAUCUCCAGCAUAACCGGAGUACCCGAGGCACAGCUGCAAGACGAUGCUUUCCUGGAGGACUUUGAGGCAGACAAUCGACUGGCUGUGCAGCAGAAUAUCUCUGCGCCCGCUGCCAGCAAUGCCGCACUAGAGGCACCCCUCAGGGACCUCAAAGAGAAGAUCGAACGCUUCCAUGCCAAGCAGGUGGAGCACAAUCAAAACGAGGAAGCCAUGGACCAGACACUACGCGACAUGCGGCAGCUCUACGACAGCGAUGCUGAGCCUAUGAGCGGCUCCAACAUGGAUGCUCUGGUGGGUGCCUUCAAUAUGGUCAGCCACACAAUUGCAGAGCAACUGGAUGCCAACGAUCACUACAACGAGUCCAACGAGUUUGUGACCAAACAACUGCAGGAACUGCGCCUCGAACUGUCUGAGAUGGAGAGCCAGGUGACCAGAGUUCAGCGGAAACUGAAUGUUCGACUCAAAGAGGACACCGGCAGCAGCAGCAGCCUUCAUCAGCUGCAGCAGCAAUCGGUGGCGGGUACACCGCGUCUCGAUCUGCGAGCCCAUGGCAUUGCCAAGAAGUUUGUGUCCACGCCGCCCAUUCGCUUCGAUUUGGCUGGCAGUAAUGUGCGCACGCCACACGUGCGCCUGCCACUACAGGAUGACUUUAAGGCCAAGCAACUGGACACGUUUAGCAACAGUUUAUUGGCACCUGCACCGCCACGUUCGGCACGCAAGUUGAAAGCCCUUGAGCAGUCCACUGAUCUCAAUUGUACACUGAACCGCUCCAAGGUGGCAAAUCCCAUGCAGCUGUUGCGCACCAUUGGCAAGUCUACGUCCAGGCCACAAAUGUCUGUCACGCAGCAGCAGCAACAGCAGCACAAUCUCUCAUCGCUGGGCAGCAAAUGGAAGCAGAUGCAGGCAUCGUUUGGCUUUGAUGAUGCACCAGCGGGAAUUGUAGUGCCUCCUGCAGCUGUUGCGGCGUCCCCUGCAGAGUCUUCUCCAGCUGCCAGCGAGCCAUACACUCCAUCCAGUUGCAAUGACUGCACACGCAUCGAAUGCAUUGCCCCAAGGUCUUCCAAUGCCAACAGCUCGCUGGUGGCACAGAGUGCGGCUGUGCGCAAGGUUUUGGAUCUGUCGCGUAAUGUACAGAAUCUGAGUACAUCGCCAUCGGGCAGGCUGGAUCCCUUGGUGGCCGAUACGCCACUACACGAACCAAUGCAACAACAAAUGAUGCCACGCGUUUUACUCAACGACAAGACAAUGGAUCAGUUCGAGGAUCCCUAUGACAACAAGGAGAAUGAAAUUAAUGCCCUGAAUGAUGCAUCGCGGAAAUUUGACCUCGAGCUGAGCGACGAUGGUGAUGACCUGCACGACAUAAGCGACAGCGUACUCAAGGAUGUAUCCAUGUAGACGACAGUGGGCCUAAAUCAAAGAUUCCCUCCC